AUGCCAACCCUUUGGUUUACCACUACUAUACUCUUCAAAUGUCCGCAGCAAGGCAUGAUUCGGUCAUGCGUUUGGCGGCGGACAGCAUGCCUCGAGCAAAGUCGCGAGAAAGCGCGGCACUUUCACCAAACUGUUGUUCGGAGAGAUGAUCACAGCAUGCCAGAUCACUAUGCAACACUAGAUGUUGCAUCUAAUGCCUCACCAAAGGACAUCAAGAAGCAAUUCUACAAGCUGUCCAAAGCGAAUCACCCCGACUUGCACCCGGACGAGGAGAACGCCUCGAAACGAUUCGUGAAGAUUAGCGAAGCAUGGGCAGUACUGGGUUCUCCGGACAAGAAGCAGCGCUAUGAUCGUGACUUCUUCCGAGCUCAACAAUCCUCUGGGCACGCGAGCAGUGGAAACAUUCCGCACGGCAGCUAUUCAUCAGCGCAGACAGGCCCUGGUGGACGCCCGCCUAGUGGUUUGAGUCGACGACGAACGACGUUUCGCGGUCCUCCGCCAUCAUUCUAUCGUAGUGGUGGCUGGGGCGAACACUCUGCCAAGCGAGAAGAGCACGCGUCGAAGGCGUCGAACACCAACGAGACAUCUGGAGAAUCAGCGAGUGGACCAAAAGGCCCUGGCAUGGGUCCUGGUGGAUUUGCAGGAGGCUUCGACGGUUCUGUACCACACUUCAACAACCAAGCGCAUACUGCAACUCAUGAAGAGCUGGCAGCAAGAGCACGCGUAAGGCGGAGGCGAACUGUUCAGUAUGAGAGCGCAGAGAUGAGUGGUGGAGGCGGCGGCCGCUCUGUACUUUUCAACUUCUUUAUGGUGACGGGACUACUUGGGGCUGUUGCAAUGAUAUCGAGCAUGGUAUAUGGAGGAAACGAAAGACGACGGCAGAACAAGGCAGAUACCACGAUCUAG
Fulvia fulva is the source of this 906-nucleotide messenger RNA. RefSeq lists its product as uncharacterized. NCBI's taxonomy places the organism in Eukaryota, Fungi, Ascomycota, Dothideomycetes, Mycosphaerellales, Mycosphaerellaceae. Bases 1 to 906 code for a protein of 301 amino acids. The record is from RefSeq and is a predicted model, not a curated record. The transcript is spliced from 2 exons.